Messenger RNA from Anthonomus grandis grandis, 5817 nucleotides. It is a transcript of the gene pico, whose product is annotated as ras-associated and pleckstrin homology domains-containing protein 1. The record is from RefSeq and is a predicted model, not a curated record. NCBI's taxonomy places the organism in Eukaryota, Metazoa, Arthropoda, Insecta, Coleoptera, Curculionidae. The coding region runs from base 351 to 3839 and encodes 1162 amino acids. The transcript has 13 exons. Gene Ontology annotation, biological process: signal transduction.
CGAAGGUAACCGUACACAAACUACAACACGCUAUAGAACGACGGGCUCAUAUACAAAAUGGUCAAGAUUUUCAGUCAGUUCACCAUCGCUAUUUCUUCGUAAAACAUCUGCCGUGCUUCGGUCGGUCGUCGUUUAUAAAUCGAACCAAGAUUUUGACGUUUGGAUUGACGAAUUGACAUUUUUAUCUCCUUUUUAGUGAACCGUGUUAUUUUCUUAGUGUUUAUUAUGGUUUUUGGACCCUGUUGUUAAAUUUAUUAGUCAUCAUUUGUCCUGACCGGAUGACUCACAUUGUUUUGAAGCAGUUCGAAGACAUGAAGGUGAAUUAAGUUGGAUUAAAAAAAAAGUACAAAAUGAAAAAGUUUAUUUGUGGAGGAAGCUUUCGAUCAAAGGUUAUCGAGAAGAAUGAUCAGUUUAAAAUCGUGAAGCUGAGCGAUAAUACCGAAAUAAAACUGUUAAGGUCUUUGAGUCUAACUAAAGCUGAUAAAUCUAGAAAGAUUUUUGUGCUUCCUCCCAAGGUUCCUCAUAGUGUUGAAGCUAGAAAGGUGGUACUGGAAUCUGCUUCAAAUAAGGGGCUAGACCCGACAGCACAUCUGAGGCCUCUAAAUCCAGAAAUCACAGCCCCCAGAAUCGAUAGUUAUCGAUUUUCGAUGGCAAACUUGGAGGACUCACAAGAUGUAGACCUGGACGCCAUCCUGGGGGAGCUCUGCGCCCUCGAAACAGUCUGUGAUCAAGAAAUCGGACACGCAAGAGAUAGCAAACGGUUUUCCGAUGUACAAAAGCUCUCCCUGCACGAGUCCCGAACACAUAGCCGAUCCUCUUCCGAGGCAUCCCGAGGAUUGGGCGAGGAUUCGAUAUUGGGAGGCAAAAAUGAAAAUGGCAGGACGGAAUCGCCUGACAACGAUUCGGCUUUUAGCGACACGGUAUCCAUGUUGUCAAGCGAGUCGUCUGCUAGCAGUGGGGGCAGUGGAGCGAAACCUCAGACAUUAAAUUUGCAGAAUAUACAUCAGGAUGACGCUUCACGUAUCAAAGCCGAAAAAAUACGUAUGGCUAUGGAAAAAAUUAAAGAAGCAAAUAUUCAAAAACUAUUUGUAAAAGUGUUUACUACGGAUGGUUCUGCUAAAUCUCUUCUGGUGGAUGAAAAGAUGCUGUGCUCUUAUGUGACGAGACUUUUGGCUGAUAAGAAUCAUGUAAAAAUGGAUCCAAAAUGGGCUAUUGUCGAGCAUUUACCUGAUCUUUAUAUGGAGCGUUUUUACGAAGAUCACGAACUUUUGGUCAACAAUUUACUGCUAUGGACCACCGAAUCCAAGAACAAAAUAUUUUUUGUAGAACGACAUGAUAAAAUUAAACUUUUUACGCAACCGGAGCAAUUUUUGCUAUCCCCGACUGAUAAAAAAGACAGUAUAGAUUACGAUGAACAUUCCAGGAAUAUGCUGCUGGAAGACUUCUUUUCUUCCAGCAAUGGGAGCUUACCAGAGGUUGAAGGACCGCUAUAUCUUAAGGCUGACUCUAAAAAAGGCUGGAAAAAAUACCAUUUUAUUCUUAGGGCGCCUGGUUUAUAUUAUUUCCCUAAAGAGAAAAUUAAAAGCGCCAAGGAUUUAGUGUGUCUAGCUACCUUCGACAACAAUCAUAUAUAUUACGGCAUAGGCUGGAAAAAGAAAUUCAAAGCACCAACAGACUUCUGUUUUGCAAUCAAACAUCCAAAACUUCAAGGACCAAAAUCAACGAAAUAUAUUAAAUAUUUGUGCGCGGAGGAUGCAGUGACCCUGGAAAAAUGGAUUAUUGGUAUGAGAAUUGCUAAGUUUGGAAAAAGACUUAUGUAUAACUACAGAGCACUAAUGGACGAAUUGGCCCAAGAGGAAAUGGAUAUUUUAGCAAGUGCCAGAAGUUGUUCGGUACAAUCUAUAGCUGUACAGAGUAUACAGUCAAAUAGUACAACUCCGACACAAGGAUACUCUGGCAGUGAAGCAGGCUACGGUACAGCAUCUGGAAGUGAAAUCUACUCAGCUACAAGCGAAGCUAGCUCUAGCUCCGGAAGGCAUAGUAGGGCAAGCAGCUCCAGCUCCAGUGGUUGUAUGUCUGACGGUGCUUCUUCCACUUGUGAAAAUGCUUUUGAUUCGGAGUUUCCAAUGGGUACCAUAAAACGAAAACCUUCAAUGAAACCGAACUUACCAUUAACGAACAUGACGAGACAAUUAAAAGAAGUUGGUGAGACGCGGGAUGAACUUGAUGCAACACUACCAUCUAGUCCUGUUUCUUAUACAAAUAAUGGAACACUAACUAGGAGACAUAGCAGACGAAAAUCAAACAACUCCGGUGACGAUUCAUCAAACCAAGGUACAUUAAAAAGACAGCAUUCAUACAAAACCAGGGGUUCGAUAGAGUCGAUGGGGAAUAGAAGCGGAAAUUCCACACCACUGUGUGGCACCCCAGUGAGAGAAAGGGCGAGUCCUUUUGGGGAAAGGAACAGUCCUUUUGGAGAACGACCUCCCAGUGCUACUUCUCUUAGGAGUCCCACUCCACUAUCACCUAAUGGACUAGAUAGUUUGUCAAGUAUGACUGAUUCGAUCAUAUCACUGCCACCACCUCCGGAAACAAACGGUGACGUAAUCAACGAUUCUCCAAGCUACCAGUUGCCGCCUCCUCCUCCCGAAGUCUACAACUCUAACUUAUCGCUGGACAGUCUUCCGCCUCCGCCGAACCCCCACGACCUCCCACCGAUUACCGGAAGUGAACUGACCGGAAGCCAGUUAAGUCUCAUGUCUCUCCCACCACCUCCCGGCGAGGAGACCGGCACGAUACGACGAAGAAAAAGCGGAAGUAACACUUCUAGCGCCACCGCUACUCCUACGAAUGUUUUGAGUCCGGAAAGAACACCCACCCAGGGUAUGUCACCCGAUCAAACACCAACCCAUUCAAGACUGAAUACACCCUGUGCGAGUCCACCAUCAGCCGGCUCAAACUGCAGCACUCCCACACAGACUACUCCAACAAAUACCUUUAGUCCUAAUCAUAGGAAUGUAAAUAAUUGUAUUUAUGCUCAAAGUAGUUCGAUCUAUGGUCAGAACCAUGACAGAAACGAACAUGUAAAUGGAUAUAAUGGUACGCCACCGCCAUACAUUAAUCCUCCACAAUAUAGACAGGCUGGUACCCUGCCUGGCACUUCACCAUUUGCAAAUGCCAAUGGACUUAGGUCGAGUUUAAGACAAACUUCAUUGCCUAGGCAGGUUUCUUGUAAUAGUAUAGCCUCUACAAAUAGCAGUAAUUCUUCUGGUAAUAAUUCCGUGUAUAGUAGUUCAACGUAUGAUGGCAGAAGCUCACCUAAAGUGCAAAGAAAGGUCGCGUUCCAAGAACCCAAUAGUCCGAAGAAAAAUGCUAAGAAGAUAAGCUUUAAUUUGACACCUCAGGAGGUGCCUCCAUUACCGAAAAAGCCUCCUCCACCAAGGAGGUCUGAGACAACCAAACUGUCAAGUCCCAAGAAGCUUGCGGAACCUCCAACGGACUUUCUUAAAGACUUGCAGCGUGUUAUGCGAAAAAAGUGGCAGGUGGCGCAAAAAUGUAAACUCGAACCCGAAACUACGCCUCAUGAAGUUUUGGGAUUCCGUGAUCCACCCGCUUUACUUCCUGAUUAUAAAGAACAUAAUGUAUCUAAUUGGGUGAAAGAACACUACGGGCCACAUAACGUGUACGAGAAUGUCUACGGUGACAGUCCCGAAAAUGUUGUGGAAUACAUUUCCUCACCGAUGCACCUAAGAGGUGAUGUAAGAAAUUCUAAGAGGCCACCACCUCCACCACCGAAAAGAAGCGAAACGACACAUUUGAGCACGUCCAAGAUGCACUGAUGCUGCGUUUCUUAAAAUAGCUUUUGGAAAAUAUCUCAUAUCAAUCAAGGUUUUGUAAAGUAGUUCCUAUUACGGGAGAUUUUUUUAAGUAGUGGGUUUUUGAUGCAACUGAAGUUGAAUAAGCAGUUGUAUACAGGGUGUUAGAAUGUUAGUUACGCAAUCUCUAGAAACGAGAAGUCAAGAAUUGAAACGUAUGUUUUGAUGUAGAGUUAAAAUAUUUUUCAAAUUGGAUCUCUUACUGUAUUUACUAAAUUCCGUUAUUCUUAAUUAAGAUUUUUAAUUAAUUACUUUUAAAGUAGCGUUCUACGAAAUUAACUAAAGUUCAAACGCUCAAACUAAAUACUUUUCUAAAAUUCUUGAAAUAUUAAAAUAUAUUACUUUGUAUAUAAAUAAUUUAGUUAUUUAAUAAUGCAUUUUUUAGUCUUUAAGGUAUGAAAUGCUUACACAUCCUAUAUACAUACUGCUCCCAGUUUUUUUUAAGUAAAAGUAUUCGCCUCUGAAAUAUAACCAAUAUAACAUAAUUAUGAUGUAGUGUCUAUUACAAGUGUCCACAACCGUGUGCUUAAUAUUUAACCAAGUAUGAUUUGAGAGAUGCUUUCAAAAGUUAUAAAUUUAAUUAAGGUACUGCCAUUACCCGAUGCUUAGGCUAAGCAACUUUUUUAGAACAAACUGCCUAAAAUAUUGAAACAUUUUAAGGCUACAUUGUGAUUUAAUGAUAAAAAAUUAGACGUGCCAUUAGGAAAAGUAAGUGAUUUUUUGUUAUAUUUCUUACUGUUUUGAAUAGAUAAAGCUUAAUAGGCCAGUCGACAGGUUUUAUUACUUAAAGACGUUUUACCUGCGUAGAUGGGACGAAAAACUACAAAAUUUUUCGAGUUUUCAUUUUGGUAUCCAACAAUUACAAAAUUAUCUUGGUGAUUUGUACCAACAUACUUUUAAUUGACUCAUGGAAAUCAUUGUCUGUACCAAAGGCUAAUUUAAGUCUUCAAAUUCCGUUUCAAUGACAUAUUAUAACAAAGAACUCUUUACAUUUAAGAUCAUUUUAUUCCUUUUAAACGUUUUUAUGGAAGAGCUACGCUAAUGUAUAAAGAUAUAAGCCCAACAUCCUAAAAUCUGCUAACAAGGUCGACAUAAUUGACGAUCCAGAAAUGCUCGAUCUAUACUCGCCGGCACAAAAUUCUGCCACCCUGAAAUAUUGGUCGAUAAUUUUUAACCGAAAACUUAACAUUAAUUAUCUAAAAAUAAUCUUCAAGUCAGCGUUUUAAUAAAAAAUUUGCAGCUCGCAGCAGAAAUGAGAUAAUGGAAUGAACCAAAAAUCGAAAUGUUUAGAAUACAUCAAAGAUUACAAGGAAUAGUACAAUCCAUUCUUGGUUCCACCGCUCCUUUUACAAGAAGUAUAGACUUUCUAAUUUUGUGCUAAAAUUAAGCGAUAUUUGUUGCUAUCUAUGAAAGGUGCUUCUGUUUCAGAAUGAAAUAUUAUGUGUACAAAAAGACUAUACAAGCGCAUACAAAAGAGUAUUCUUCUGUACUCGGUAAUAUAUAAGCAAUAUUUGUUUAAAGACUAUCAUAAGGAUAAUUGAGAAUCUGGACUAUUUAUACUGUUUGUACAAAGGUACAUAAACAUACUUAUAAUAGGUAGAACAUACAUGAAGACUUAAUGCAUAAAGGAUAUAUGUAUCAAAAACAACUUUUUGCGCAAACUAAAUUUAAAGUUUUUUAAUCAGAACUUUUUAAUUAAUGAACUUAUAAAUAUAAAAUUUUUAAAGUUUCAGACCCUAAGGCUACAAUGUGUACUAGUCUUAACAAAUAAUGCAUAUUACAUUAUCAAAGGAAACUAUGAAGUUCUAAAAGUACAUGAAUCCUUCAUUCCCUAGGUAAGUUAAAAAAAAUAUACAAAAUGCAUAAAGGGUACAAGGUAUAACAAAUCUUGGACAAAUAAAUUCAAAUCAAAUAUUGUAUUUGUAUCAUUUACAAGAAUAUG